Messenger RNA from Sitophilus oryzae (rice weevil), 1923 nucleotides. RefSeq lists its product as uncharacterized. The transcript is spliced from 4 exons. The coding region runs from base 1 to 1923 and encodes 640 amino acids. The record is from RefSeq and is a predicted model, not a curated record. Lineage: Eukaryota; Metazoa; Arthropoda; Insecta; Coleoptera; Curculionidae.
AUGGCUAAAAACCCCAAAGACAUGGCGAAUUCUAAAACAGAAAAGGAAAGUGUACCCCAGGUGGGUAGAACGAAUGUCAACUCCCAGACCUUGAAAAAGGUCUGCCUCGAGGAUUCUGGGGGAGGCAAAAAUUCGCUUGCACCAACAACAAAAAUGAAGAGAAUCUGCCAAAGACCACACUCACUAUAUAUUGCAACACACAAUGCCAGAACACUGUUAUCGGACGAAAAACUUCUAGAACUGGAAGAAGAACUUAAGAAUUUAAAAUGGGACAUACUGGGUAUAAGAGAAGCCCGCAGGAUAGGAGAGGGACAGGUUAUUUUGAAGUCCGGAAAUACAUUAUGCUACUCAGGUGAAGAAACUGCCAUAAGAGGCUUUGGAAUCCUAGUCCACAAAAAACACAACGAUAUGAUUGUAGAUGUCAAAAACAUAAGCCCACGAGUCAUAUGUUUAAAAAUCAAAUUAAAUAAAAAAUACUCUGUAAAGGUUAUUCAGGCAUAUGCACCAACUACCGAAAGUACAGAUGACGAAUUGGAGAACUUUUACGAAGAUGUAUCCAUUGCUCUACAAAAUAGAAAAACACACUAUACAAUGUUAAUUGGAGAUUUUAAUGCCAACGUUGGUAGCAAACAAGAUGAAGCGGAAACUUCAGUCAGCUAUCAUGGAUCGGGAAGUCGAAACGAAAGAGGCAGCGAUCACCGCAUUGUAAGAGCCGAGAUAAAAAUAAAUAUAAAGAAGGAAAGAACUAACAUGAUACUCAAGAAAAACCACAAGGAAUGGGUUGCCCCUGAAAAUAAAGAUUCUUAUAAGGAAUGUAUAGCCUCAAAUCUAAAUUAUGAAAAUACUAAUACGAUAGACGAAAUAUACGAAAACAUCAAAGGGGCCACUCAAACAGCUAUCGAAAAAUUUUGUCCCAAAAAAGUAAAAGAACAAAAACUGAAUCAAAGAACAGAACUUUUAAUGAAACAGAGAAGAGAUAUGGAGGACAAGAGUACACAAGAAUAUAGAACUUUAAAUAGAGAGAUACCCAAAGAAAUCAGAAAGCAUAGGAGGCAACAGAAUACGGAAAAAAUUAGGAACGUCAUAGAGAAGAAUCAAAGUUUGAAGGUAUUGAGAAAUAGUACAAUGGGAAGAAAAGAAAUACAAAAGAUCAAGGAUAUGCACGGCAACAUAGGGAUCAGAACCGACAUCCGAAAGGUAAUAAAUCAGGGGUCGGAAGAAAUUCCAGAAAUAACCGAGGAAGAAAUUAUCAGUGCCCUUAGAGAUAUGAAAAACAAUAGAGCUGCCGGCGACGAUGGACUGGUAAUAGAGUCAAUCCAAGAAGGAGGACCAGAAAUCAUCAAAGCUUUAAAUGUCCUAUUUAAUAAAUGCAUUGAAGAAGAAAUAACCCCAUCACAGUGGAACAACGCAACCAUCAUUAUUGUACACAAGAAAGGAAACGACUCAACGAAACCGCUACGUAUAGAACUCAAUUCAUAUUUAAAAAAGGCAUUGAUUCUUCGAAGCGCCUAUAAGCUGAAGGGAAAGAACAUUUUUAUUAACCACGAUCUUUCCAAGAAAGAGAGAGUGGUGAACAAGGUACUCAAACAAAAUUUAAAAGAGGCAAAGGAAAAGGGUUUAAGGGCGUACAUUAAAAGGGAUACUCUUGUAAUUGGCAGCGAAACUUAUAAUUACGAACAAUUGGUGGAGAGAGGAAAUAAAGGUAACGAAUCUGAUUGCGAAGUCUUUACCGAUAUUCCAUCUAGACCAUCCCUAAGUGCUCCGGGGACACCCGUCAACGAACAACCUGUACAACCUAUAGAGCGUCACAAGCAAGAAACUCACUAUCCGGAUCCAAAAGCUAAGCCGACCAGUACUAUUGAAUUUACCAUUAAUCCGGGACAUCGACUACGCAAACUCGCAGGGGUUCGGCUGGCCUUAUAA